CCAUAUUGGAUAUCUAUCAAGUACUUGGUAGAUCACUCUUGCUAUGUAGACUUAGCGUUCGAUGUACUCUGGAACAAAGUGUAUACCGACUGUGUGUUUUGUAGACCACUCAAAGACACCUGCAUAACUACUGAGGAAUCGUCUGGUGGUGUGGAAGUUUUCGAACAGGGAGUAAUAGUUGCGUGGUUUACAUGUGCAUGGGUCAUAUGGAAGCCGAGAAAUGGGAAAGUAUUUCACAAAAGUGAAGUAAGGGUGAAAAACUUAGUGGAUGAAAGAAAAAUUGUAGCUUGGAAUUGGUUGAAAAUUAAAGCUCGGAGUUUAUAAAUAUAUAAAUAGAAUAGAACAGAUAGAGAUACAAUUAGGGUUUGGGCGCAAAGGAAGAAUGGGAGGCGGGAAAAAGAAGAAGACUCGGCAGAGUAAGGGAGGCGGCGAAAAGAAGAAUUGGUGGGAGAAGAGUGGUGGUAAUUCGGAUUCGCUGUGGGUAGGGAAAUAUCGUAUUCUGGUGAAGGCCUGUACUAAUGGAGUGAAAUCACUAUUUUUCGUUGUGGAUCUGAAACAGCAGAUGAUUGUAACGAAACAUCCGUAUUUUGUACAUAGCGACACAUAUUUCAAUUCCACGGCGGUGCUUAAUGAAGAAGGUACUCUCUCUCCGUCUUCAAUAUCGGUGUCGAGUACAAAAAAUCUACAUACUCAUCUACUCUAGAUUUGACAACAACUCCACCCACCCAUAUGGUCCGAUUGGGUAAAAUUCUCCAAACUGAAUAUUAAUAUGCAUUUACCACAAUCAGCUGUCCUUGACAACAAUAUCUUUGUAUUCGGAUUUACAAAUAUUCAUCUCCCUGAGGAGGAGGAGGAGGAGGAGGAUGAGGAGGAGGGGAUAGACGCUGAGGUCUAUCAGAUCGGCGGCGACGGCAAGUGGGAGAAAAUAACUAUCCCAUCUGGCUUUCUCAAAGUUAAACCCAUUUCCGAUCCCAACAACAAUCGCCUCAUUGCAUACUUUGAUUCCUUUUAUGCUUACAAUCCCAACAACAACAUUGAAAAAUGGGCUUUGCUUCAUCAACAAAAACUUUCUAAAAAAGAUAUAUUCUUUUUGAGUAACUUUCAUGUUAUGGCCGAUCAAGUUGUGGGGGACAACCUUAUUUUAUUCUUUGACCCAUCUGAUCAAAUGUUCAUGGCUCAUAACAUUUCCACCAACAAGUGGCUCACUGUUGUUUACUCUAAUAAGUUUGAUUACAUUAUCUAUUUUAAUAAUACUAUGUCUCAAUUGGUUCAUUUGGGGAAUGAUAUACUGUGCUUGGCUGAUUCCUGCUACCACCAAUAUCAGGACGGUAAGCAUACUGUUCUUAACUUUCUCAGAUUCAGUGUCAAGCUUGUCAAAGAAGAAGAAGAAGAUCGCGUACAACUCACACCUCUCUCUUUCCACUCUAUAGUUAUGGAUGAUGAUAUCCGUCGCGUCACCGAUGCUUUUAUCCCUUUCUAGGACUCUGGACUGUAUUGGAUAUCAUUCAAGUACUUGGUAGAGCAUUCUUUCUAUGUAGACUUAAUGCUUUAUGUACUCUGGAACAAAGUGUAUACCAACUGAGGUUUUGUAGACCACUCAAAGAUCAC
Molecule: messenger RNA, 1608 nt
Organism: Trifolium pratense (red clover)
Lineage: Eukaryota; Viridiplantae; Streptophyta; Magnoliopsida; Fabales; Fabaceae
Exons: 2
Coding region: 770-1480 (236 amino acids)
Source: RefSeq, a predicted model, not a curated record